AUGCUCAACUCCAACGACGAAGCCCUCGAGAGGGAAAACGACGCCAAGGCGCCGCCAUCGUCCGAUCACAAAGGAUCUAGGGUUUCCCCCGGAGCUGAAUCCAUGCGGGAGGGUGCGGCAGCAAUGCGGCGAUGCCUCCAAGAAGGUCUACGACGGCCACAGCCGACGCCAUCGUCGGUCACCGACCAAAGGCUGAGACAGGGUCUUCACCCAAGCUCCCAAACAUCCACCCGCACCGCCAUCGACAAGUCCACCAAGCACCACCGCCGAGCCAGCUCGCAGUCGAAGAAGCCCCACCGCCGAAGCAGCCAACCGCACCUUGCGGAGACCGCCGCCGGCCACCGGCAAGUGACGAGAGGUCUGCAGCCCGAGGCCAAGAACCACCUCGGAUCCCAGCCGCAGCCAAGCUCCAUACGCGCACCACACGCGCCCACCGGAGGACGGAGACAGCAGAUUCGACGGACAAAGAAACAGCCAUGCUCCAUCACCACAAGACCGCUCCACCAUGUCGCACCAACAGCACCGCAACACAGCCGGACCCCUUGUGCCGCUCAUGCCUCGCAGAUCCACCAAACUCGCCCGUGCCUCGCCCAGCACGCGGCCACCGGCGCAGCACCGCCUUGCGCGGGCCCUUGUGCGCCCUUGCCGCGCCUCACGCACAACCGCGAGACGCGCCGCCACUGCUCCCCAACACGCACGCGCGAGCCUCCGCCCCGCCCCUCACUCCAGAUCCGCGGCACAUGCAGCAGCACCGCGCAACCGCAGCGUCGCAAUGCCCUGGCCGCGGCCGCCGCGCCGCGCGCACCCCUGGCCGUGGCCGCCGCGCCGCCACGCACCUCUGCUCGCCAAAAACCAGUGCACCGACAAGGCCCUACUCCGGGACCCAAAAUACUUCCAGGGUCUCGAACGCAAAACCUUUUAACAGCAGCAGAAAGGAAAAAAAAAACGAUUUUUGCAAUCGGAAAUAUAGCUCGCACGCACGGCCUCCCCUCCCUCCCCGUCGAGAUCGUUCUCCCGUGCUCCCCUCCGGCUCCGUCCACACUCGCCAGCUCCAGAUCUCCAAACCCUGACCCCCCCGCAUGCCAUCGCACUAGCCCGCCCCUCCCCCCCAUGGCGCCGCGUCUCCUUCUCCUCGCCCUCGUCGCGGCGGCCGUGGCCGUGCCGCCGGCGAGCGCCGCGGUGGCGAGCAUCGACCUGGGCUCCGAGUGGCUCAAGGUCGCGGCCGUGCACCUCGCCCCGGGCCGCGCGCCGAUCGCCGUCGCCAUCAACGAGAUGUCCAAGCGCAAGUCCCCCGCGCUCGCCGCGCUCGCCGACGGCAACCGCCUCGCCGGCGAGGAGGCGGCCGGCAUCACCGCGCGCCACCCGGCCAAGGUCUUCUCCCGCAUGCGCGACCUCCUCGCCAAGCCCUUCCCCUACGCGCGGGCCCUCGCCGACUCGCUCUUCCUCCCCUACGACCUCGUCCAGGACGCGCGCGGCGCCGCCGCGGUGCGCGCCGACGACGGCCAGGUCUACACCGUCGAGGAGAUCGUCGCCAUGGUGCUCCACUACGCCUCCGGGAUCGCCGACGCCCACGUCGGCCUGCCCGUGCGGGACGCCGUCGUCGCCGUGCCGCCCUACUUCGGCCAGGCCGAGCGCCGGGCCCUCACGCAGGCGGCCCAGCUCGCCGGCUUCAACGUCCUGGCGCUCGUCAACGAGCACGCCGGGGCCGCGCUGCAGUACGGGAUCGACAAGGACUUCUCCAACGAGUCGCGCCAUGUCAUCUUUUACGACAUGGGCUCAGGCAGCACCUACGCCGCGCUCGUCUACUACUCGUCCUACAACGCCAAGGAGUUCGGGAAGACGGUGUCUGUCAAUCAGUUCCAGGUUAAGGAUGUCAGAUGGAACUCCAAACUUGGAGGCCUUGAAAUGGAAAUGCGCCUGGUUAACUAUUUUGCCGAUCAAUUUAACAAGCAGCUUGGCAAUGGGGAUGACAUCCGUCAGUCUCCUAAAGCAAUGGCCAAGUUGAAGAAGCAGGUCAAGCGAACCAAAGAAAUUCUGAGCGCAAAUACUGCUGCUCCGAUCUCAGUUGAAUCUCUAUAUAAUGAUAUCGAUUUCAGGAGCACCAUAACACGUGAAAAAUUUGAAGAGCUUUGUGCAGAUUUAUGGGAGCAGGCUCUGACUCCAAUCAAAGAUGUGCUCACGCAUUCAGGCAUGAAAAUUGGUGACAUAUAUGCUGUAGAGCUAAUUGGAGGAGCUACCAGGGUACCAAAACUGCAGGCUAAGCUGCAGGAAUUCCUGGGACGAAGUGAGCUAGAUAAGCACCUUGAUGCUGAUGAAGCAAUUGUUCUUGGUGCCUCACUGCAUGCUGCUAAUCUAAGUGAUGGGAUUAAGUUGAACCGCAAGUUGGGGAUGAUUGACGGUUCUACUUAUGGUUUCGUGUUUGAAAUAGAUGGCCCAGAUUAUGUCAAAGAUGAAAGUACUGAUCAAGUACUGGUUCCAAGGAUGAAAAAGAUGCCAAUAAAGUUGUUCAGGUCCAUUAGACAUACUAAGGACUUUGAUGUCUCUCUCAGCUAUGACAAAGCUUCUGAAUUGCCCCCAGGUGUUUCAUCGCACAAGUUUGCAGAGUAUGCCAUAUCAGGCCUGGCAGAAACCAGUGAAAAGUAUGGAAGCCGCAAUUUAUCUGCACCCAUCAAAGCAAAUCUACAUUUUUCUUUGAGUAGAAGUGGAAUUAUUUCUCUUGAUAGGGCAGAAGCAGUGAUUGAGAUAACUGAAUGGGUUGAAGUUCCAAAGAAGAACGUAACACUAGAGACUAAUACCACCGAUGAGACUUUGUCUGCUGAAUCAGGAACAACUGAUAGUACAACAGAUAGUAAGGAGAAUUCUAGUUCAGGAAGUGAUGCUGAUAAUUCGAGCACUACCAAUGAUGAGACCAAUGUGCAAGAUACUAUUACAGAGAAGGUGCUGAAGAAAAGAACCUUCAGGGUUCCAUUAAAGGUCACUGAAAAAACUGCUGGUCCUGCAUCAACCCUUUCAAAGGAACUGUAUUCUGAGGCAAAAAGUAGGUUAGAUGUACUUAACAAGAAGGAUGCUGAGCGGAGGAGAACUGCCGAAUUGAAAAAUAACCUUGAGUCUUACAUAUACUCUAUGAAGGAAAAGUUGGAGGAAAGCACAGAUAUGUUGGCCGUCUCAACUGAACAGGAGAGGGAAUCUUUUACAGAGAAACUCAGUGAGGUGCAGGAUUGGCUGUAUAUGGAUGGUGAAGAGGCUCAAGCAAAUGAAUUUCAAGAGCGCCUUGAUCAGCUUAAGGCCAUGGGCGACCCAAUUCUUUUCAGAAUGAGUGAGUUAAAAGCCCGACCAGCAGCUUGCGGAAGUGCUCGAUUGUAUCUUACUGAGCUACAAAAGAUUGUUAAGAACUGGGAGACAAGCAAAUCAUGGCUUCCAAAAAAGAGAGUAGAUGAGGUCGUAAGCGAAGCGGAUAAGCUGAAAGCUUGGUUGGAGGAGAAGGAAGCCCUACAGAAGAGUACCCCUGCCCACAGCUCGCCUGCCUUCACAUCUGAAGAGGUCUAUCAGAAAGUUUUAACCCUACAAAAUAAGGUCUCUAGCGUCAAUAGGAUCCCAAAACCAAAACCCAAGGUUGAGAAGAAACCCGCCGCAAAGGAAGAAGCUAACAAGGAGAAGACGGACUCUUCAGAAUCUGCAUCCAGCGAGUCUGAAUCCACCGAGAAGUCAUCGGAAUCAGAUGCAUCGGAAAAGACUAACGAUUCGGAACCGGAAUCCCAUGACGAAUUGUGAUUAUUAGAAUUGGCUUUUGAACACCCCCGAGAGAUACUACUCAAUAUACUCCCGAGAAGAUAGUUUGUCACCACCACAGUUGUGUUUGGCGGCUGAAAAGACAGAGAGGUUUGUGUAGGAAUUCACGGCAGGCUAGAUGCUAUAUGGGCGAGAAGAAUUUGAUAUCAAUCGCUGUAUAGCAGUAUUGUGGACUCUAGGGCAUAUGCUGUCAAGAUAGCGCCUCGAAAGGCUUAGUUGUCAGGACUGAGAAGACUUUGUAGCUGCAUUGUUGUACUGGAAACUCAUUUAUAUUUUGAUAACAGCUACUAUAGAGAUUUUAUGUUUGGUAUC
Molecule: messenger RNA, 4101 nt
Organism: Triticum aestivum (bread wheat)
Lineage: Eukaryota; Viridiplantae; Streptophyta; Magnoliopsida; Poales; Poaceae
Product: heat shock 70 kDa protein 17
Exons: 14
Coding region: 1-3771 (1256 amino acids)
Biological process (GO): endoplasmic reticulum unfolded protein response
Cellular component (GO): endoplasmic reticulum chaperone complex
Molecular function (GO): ATP-dependent protein folding chaperone; ATP binding
Source: RefSeq, a predicted model, not a curated record